AUGUCGAACAUACCAACUAUAAGCUUACCACCACAGACUCCCCGAGGCAAAAGCUACAACGGAGUCAAUCCAAACAACAGCAUCAACAGACUCACGACACCGUCGCUUGCACUCGGUCUACAUUUCUCGCCGUCUUUUUCUUUCAACUCGCCUACUUCUUUUUCACCAAGGAAGUUUCUACAGUUGUCGCUGAAUCUGCACGCCAAAGUUGACAAAACGGGGAAAUUGACUCCCGUGGCGGCUAAGACGGAAGAUGUCAACUUUUUGGAGUCGCUUCACAAUGCUGCUGCCAGCAAGUCACCUAUUGCCACUCCUCGUCAAGAAAGUAAAGGCGAAGAAGUAGAAAAAGAAAUAGAGGUCGAAAAAGAGGGAGAAGAAGAAGAAGAACAAGAAGAAGAAGAAGAAGAAAACGGAAAAGUGGUGGAGGAAGAAGCAAAAGUGGAACCGGAAGAAGAAGAAGAAGAGGAGGAAGAGGAAGAGGAGGAUGUCUGGUCCACAAUAAAUACCACUCUGCAGAAUCACACCAACUUGACUUCAAUUUAUGAAGAUGAACACAAACAUGACACCGCUUCUUCACAGCAAGCAAAGGGCACCAAGUUUGACGAGUUCUUAACCCCCAGUAAGCUUUUCUUCACCAAGCCUCACGAUCAAAGUACAGCAUUGAAACUUGAAAAUUCAGCCCAGAUUUCCCCUAUGAAACAAGGAUUGAAACAUUCACCACCCGACGACGACAUUGAGAAUAGGAAAAGAAAACAUUGCGCCGUGGUUGAUACUCCAAAUAAUGCCGUUGCUUCUAAAAUUGACCGGGCAAUGGAGUCACCUUUGACGUUUAGGAAAAGCAGCGUUGCUAGCUCCACUAAUACUACUGCUAGUGCUGCCUCUGCUAGUGCUGCUAUUGCAGCCGCCGCCGCCGCGGCAGCGUUGAGCGAAGAUAAAGUGUGGAAUGCCGACUUGGAUGAUGUUCUCAUCAAGGCACUUUACAAGUACAGGAAGUUCAGAGAUGACCCCACAACAUCCAACAAUUCCGUGUUGAAAAAGACCUCGCAAAAUAAAGUCAUCUCCAGAAUGAUCUUUAACAAGACUGGCGUUCUUAGGACUGCAAAGCAGAUCUCUUCACGUAUUUUCAGAUUGAGCAGGUCUGGAAAAUUGAUCACAAGUAAUAACAAUGAUAAUAGGAGCAACAACAACAACGACAACAACAACAACAACAAGACGGCUGGAUCGUGUGGUGAAGUUGAUGAAUUCAUGCUCACGCCUUUAGAAGAGCUCAUUAACCAUCGACCAAUGGUGGAAUCGAUGCUUAGGGACUCCAUGCUUGAUAAGGAGUUGGAAUCCUUGUGGUCCAAUUCAUCCACGGAAGACAAUUUGGCCGAGAGAGCUGCUUUCAAGUUGAAUUUUGCCGACUUUAGAAUCCUGUACAGACAUAAUGAGCAGACUACCGUGUUUACGCGGUUCAAGAACACCGUUGACGAGGCUCCACUGGGCAUAUUACUGGAGAGAUUGGAUGACGAUAUGAUCCAGAAGUUGAAAAAGAAACACGCUCCCGUUUGGCUCGUUAGCCAUGACUUGAGCUUAAGCUUGCAUAAUCAUCACCGCCAUCAGCAUCAUAGUCAUAAUCAGCAUCACCAUCAUAACCACGUCGACAGUUCAACACCACUGUCGGCUAUUUCGCCAACCAAUUUGGCGCAAGCACUGAGCUAUUCGCAAGGUCAAUUUGAAUCGAUUAUGGCGAUCCACGCCAGGAACGAUAUGAUCGACCCCAAUUCAUUCAUCCAAUGGUACAGCUCAGUUGAGGUUUACAAGAAUGGGCAGAAAUUGUUUGGGCUUCAUGAUUGUAUCAACGGCUACUAUAACCAAGAAUGCAAAUCGUUCCAGUUGCAAAUACCAUUUAUCAAAAACUACUUUGCCGGCUUUUUCAACUAUUUGCAGAAUGGAGCAUCCAUCUCUCCCGAAGAAAAUGUGAAAGUUGUCCAAGUCAUUUACAGCAAUGACUUAGAUGGGGUUAGCAUGUUGGACUGGGACACUUCGCGUGUGCACGUUUGCUUGGUCCAUGAACUAAAUGUCAUGGGAACGCAAGGCACGACAGUCGUGAGCGUUGUUAACCCUCCACCUGGGGCCGACAGCAAGGAUGAUAUUGAAACCGUGGUUGCGUUUUCUUCUCCUUGCAAGUCUUCGAACUCGCCACCGCGCAAUUUGGAGACACCGCACAAGAAGUUGAGAAUAGACGUCAACUCUGCCAACCUCCAUGGCGGAAUUGCCACGGGUCCAAUGACGGCUCCCGUUUUCAACUCAAGCAUGAUCAAUCGAUCGGCUCAAGACAAUUUUGAAGAUUUUCAAAAAUUCAAGGCGCAGAAGCUCAUGGCGCAGGGCGCCCAUGGCGAAAUGAACCACCAGGCGCAAUACCAAUUUGAUCAUUCGAAAUCUUUGACCGAGUUAUCUCAGCAGGCGACACUUGAUCCCGCUGCUAAUAUGGUCCCAUCAUUCAACCCUCAACCUCCUCCACCUCCUCCUCAUCCGUUUUCAAGUAAUGCGUCACCACAUCUUCCCCUUAAUCCAUAUCAGCUUGCUCAACAACAACUUCAGGCACAGAUGCAAAUGCAGCUUCAAAUGCAAAUGCAACGAGAGCAACUAGGUCAAGGACUUCAAUCGCAACAGACGCAACAGACACAGCAGGCACAACAGGCGCAACAGCAGCAUUUCCAACAGCAAAACCCAUUCCAACAACAACAACAACAACAACAGCAACAGAAUCAGCAGCAUAUCCCCCAGCAACAACAGUUUCAACAGCAACAACCGCAGCAAGUACAACAACUACAACAACUAAAGCAACUACAACUACAACAGCAACAGCAACAGCAACAGCACCAACAUCCAGGGAUGCUGAUGCUGGUCCAAGGUUUUGCGCCUGGUUUCCCAUUCCCACCAUUUGACGGAACGCAAUUGCCUCCAAACGUUCAAAUGAUGAAUGAGCAGUUUAUCUUGCGACAGCAAAUGCUUCUUAGCCAGCAACAACAGCAACAGCAGCAACAACAACAAAAGCAACAGCAGGGUAUGGCUCUUCUGCAGCAGCCACCGCCAAUGCAAGUACCACAUACGGCUCCAGUGAGCAGGGCUCAAAGUUUCACCCACGUCCUUCCUCAGCAUCCAAAUCCAGCUAGUAGCCAGCCGACACCACAACAAACUGCAAACAAUUUGCAGCAACAUGUUUUCACCCCGCAACUGCAACGGCUGCAAUCAAGCCAACUGAGUCGGCAACCAUCUGCUAAGCCCAAAGAGCUCACUUUUUGUCCCAUCAUCGGAUACGAUCCUUCCAAGGACGUGAAAAAGAGCCAUAACAAAGCGAGUAAACCAGGCAACGGAAUACACAGUUUCCCCAUCCAGACGCCCGUGUUAUACAAACCGAAAAAAUAA
Molecule: messenger RNA, 3411 nt
Organism: Lodderomyces beijingensis
Lineage: Eukaryota; Fungi; Ascomycota; Pichiomycetes; Serinales; Debaryomycetaceae
Source: the annotation of a GenBank genome assembly